Brugia pahangi is the source of this 837-nucleotide messenger RNA. Lineage: Eukaryota; Metazoa; Nematoda; Chromadorea; Rhabditida; Onchocercidae. The record is from the annotation of a GenBank genome assembly.
AUGAUUGAUCUUCUUAUCAGUGAUUAUACACUCAAUACAUUACUCUAUCAUUUUCAUAGGAAAGGUAUUUUUGCAUUUCGAAUUGGUCCUGAAAUACCAGUUAUUGGUGAUUUAUUAAAUUUAACAUGCACAGCGGAAGAUAUCGAUUUCGACCUAAGUUUUGAAUUACAGGAUAAUAAGGAUUUCACAAAUGAGACAGCAUCAAAUGAAACGAAUUCGCAAACGAAAUCGCAAGAUAAUCGUAAGAGACGACAUACAGCAAUGGAUACUUUAAUCAAUUUUGGUAUAUGUCUAGGUGAUAUUGCACCGGGAAUUCGUGAAAGAAAUCCCGGAAAACGAACUUAUAUUAUAAUCAAAACAAAUCGAGCACCAUCUGUGCUAUUUCAAAAUGCUAAUAAAGGUACUAUUGUAAUUGAAUUUAUAAUAGAUGGGCUUAUUUUUUUGGAUGGUACCAAUAUAAAAGUUGGCCAUUUACAAAUUAGGACUGUUUCUGCAAUAGUGGCCCAGCUUAUAGCUAAUCGAAUUGUUGGCAAAGUACAAAUUGAACGGAUGGAAUUUAUUGAUAUUGAUAAAACAUUUGGUUUACCAUCUGAAGCAUUCACUAAUCUUUCUGAUUUAGCCCGAGGAAUUCUUACUAGGGCAAUAAAUAAAAAAUUAGCAAAUGGUAUUCCAUUAACAAUGCCACAAUUAGGCUUACCAAUUCAAUUUUCUAAUCUUCAUUUUCAAGUGAUCGAACAUGCUUUAUUCAUUUCCACCGAUGUUAGCAUUCCAUCUUUGACAUAUUAUUCACCAUAUCAAAGGUUUACCGGAUGUCCUUACUAUUAUCAAAUAUUAUAA